CAAUUUGUCAAAUGACUCAGGUAAAAGUGAGACUUCAGGGUUAUUUGUGGGUUCAACGCUUGAGUAAACGAGUACAAAAAUAGAUAAGUAAAUUUUAACAAAACUCUCUAUUAUCUUUUAACUUGUCGUUAAUACGAAGUAAAUUAAUUAACCAGUUUUAAUAAUUGAAUUAUACGUAAUGAAAAUGUAAUAACAUAACCAAACUAAGUAAUAAGACAAAUUACCUAAUCGUAUUUAAGUUCACUGAAGUUUUCGGAUAAGGAAAUUUGGACUCUUCAAAAGGAAUCGGUAACAAUGAUUCUUGAUUGGAUUGGAAUAAUUCUUCGGAAUGGUAUUCUGGAUUAAUUGGAUCAGGAACCACUUCAUUUUCUUGGUUAUUAUUAAAGAUUUCAACGUCCAGCUUCAAAAAUAUUUUAGCGGAUUUUCGUCCAAUUCUUCAUCAAAACUACCAUAUGAUUAGAUGGUUUUCGUUCUUGACAUGCUAAGAUUAUCUUUUUUAAUAAUUUUAACCUAACAAACAUGAAUUACAAUAAGAAAUUAAUGAAAAAUGAAAUUUGAGGUUAUGUUACUGUCAAAAUUCCACAAAAUUACUUCGUAUUGACUUUACAUGGAUUAAAUACAAUAAAAAAAGAUGAUUGCGAUGGCUGUCUUCGUUCUGUGCCUGUGGCUGCGUUUGGAACCAGGAUUUUCCGAGUGGAUAGAAAUUCUCAGGAUCGAAAUUGUCUACAUUGGGCCUUAUAUUUUAAUAGCCGUUUCGGUUGUUGUAAUCGUCGCGUCAUUCUUGGGAUGUCUCAGCGCUUUGCAGGAAAAUAAUUUCUUGAUGUAUAUCUUCAUAGGAACGCAGGUCGUCGGUUUCCUGGGUUACGUCGCUGGAUCUGCUGUCCUGCUGGAUAACACCACGAAGAACUCUAACAUGCAGCCGAUCGUUAGGGAAAGCAUGCGCAGCCUUAUCAUGAACAGCCGGUACGACAAAGGACAGGAGAUACUCGCCAUGAUCCAGGAAAAUAUUGGAUGCUGCGGCGCUGACGGCCCGGGAGAUUACAUUGACCUUCGCAAACCUUUACCCAGAGAAUGUAGAGACACAGUCACCGGAAACGCGUUUUUCCAUGGUUGCGUUUCUGAACUAACGUGGUUCUUUGAAGAAAAAACUGCUUGGAUUGCAGCAUUGGCUAUGACAGCUGCUAUGUUUCAUGUAUUCCACAUCGUUAUGACGUUUGUCUUAACAAGAGCUUUGGCGAAAGAGGCGGAUGAAACGACGGGAUAUAGACGCUAAAAAUAAGUUUUAUUUAGGUUAAGCCUUUUUACGUAGAAUUAAAUCUUUUUAUUUGAUAACAUCGACAACAUAAUUAUUAAUAGCAGUAAAGUUUGUUAAAAUUAAUUAAUUUAUAAAUUUUAAGGAAAAUAAAGUUAGAAAGAUUUUUCUUCACCACA
Messenger RNA from Onthophagus taurus, 1431 nucleotides. It is a transcript of the gene Tsp2A, whose product is annotated as Tetraspanin 2A. NCBI's taxonomy places the organism in Eukaryota, Metazoa, Arthropoda, Insecta, Coleoptera, Scarabaeidae. The record is from RefSeq and is a predicted model, not a curated record. Gene Ontology annotation, cellular component: plasma membrane.